Messenger RNA from Pogona vitticeps (central bearded dragon), 623 nucleotides. The record is from RefSeq and is a predicted model, not a curated record. Lineage: Eukaryota; Metazoa; Chordata; Lepidosauria; Squamata; Agamidae.
CUAGACGCUGUUCCAAGUCCUCCAUACAGAGUACAUUACCAUAGUCUUUCGAGACUAAGGAUUCCUAAUGGUAAAUGGACUGAUUUAUAUGUGCAUGCAUGUUCCUCAAUAAAUGUCUGCAACAACAUCAAAUCUCUUACAUUUUGUGGAAGGAUAUUGUGUAUGUGUCUAUAAAUAUCACAUGUAUUGUUCUUCAGUGGAGACAUUUUAUCUUCUAAUAAACAAAUAUAAUCUGCUAGUAAACAAAUAUAUAGUAAUGGAUGUAGAGAAGUUGAGUGGUGGAAUUGCAUGUAUGAACCAGCUCUACAUUUUGUUUCUGCAGCUGGGGAGACAAAGCCAUCUAUCUUCCUGAACCCAGAGAAGGUAGUCUUUGACCAGUGUGGCAAAAGGGAUGAUCGAAUGCAGGUGCUAGCUCCUGUUACUGGAGGACGGGCUCGUAUUGUAGGAGGACGCCCAGGAAACUCACCUUGGACAGUCAGCAUCCGCAAUAGAGAAGGAGUCCAUUUCUGCGGAGGGUCACUGGUGAAGGAACAGUGGGUUAUUAGCACCCGCCAAUGUUUCUCUUCUUGGUGAGCAUCUUUUUGACUUUUCCUUAGUGAUACUGUUCAGGUCAUCUCUUUCUA